GGUCAAUCUCCGUCUUUCUCUUGGAGAGAUCAAUCUCUUUGGAUUCUCUCCUCUCUCAUCAGUUUUUUUUUUUUUUUUUACUUUUCUUUAUUAUAAUUCCGAAAAUCUCCUUGAGAUCGCAAGCCUCUUCUUUGGGAUCAGAUCCAAAAGCCGCCAUUGUUGGAAGCUCCGAGCUCGGAAUUCCCAGAGGCGAAGAUGAUUACGAUCCCGUAUUUGACCGCUUUGACCACCUACUUUAGCUACGGAUUGCUCUUCGCCUUUGGCCAAUUCCGUGACUUCUUCAGGAAAAUUAUCGAUUGGUGGAAUUCCAGCAAUCUCCAGGGUUACGCGCCGAUCUGUUUGGGACUUGAGGAUUUCUACAUUCGUCGUUUGUAUCUGCGCAUUCAGGACUGUUUUGGACGACCAAUAGCAAGUGCUCCUGAUGCUUGGUUUGAUGUGGUUGAGCGCUACUCUAAUGACAAUAAUAAGACGCUAAAACGGACCUCUAAGAAAAGUAGGUGCCUUAACUUGGGAUCAUACAACUAUCUGGGUUUUGCUGCAUCUGAUGAAUAUUGCACACCUCGUGUUAUUGAGUCACUGAAGAGGUUUUCGCCAAGUACUUGUAGCACUCGUGUUGAUGGAGGAAAUACAACAAUUCACAAAGAACUAGAGGAAUGUGUGGCAAACUUCGUUGGAAAACCUGCUGCCAUAGUAUUUGGCAUGGGUUAUGUGACAAAUUCUGCCAUCCUUCCUGUCCUUAUAGGGAAGGGUGGGUUGAUUAUUAGUGACUCAUUGAACCAUAACUCAAUUGUCAAUGGUGCUCGAGGAUCAGGAGCUACAAUUCGAGUGUUCCAACAUAACACACCAUCACAUCUGGAGAAAGUUUUAAGAGAGCAAAUUGCUGAAGGACAACCCAGGACGCGUAGACCGUGGAAGAAGAUCAUUGUUAUCGUUGAGGGGAUAUACAGUAUGGAGGGAGAGCUCUGUAAACUUCCAGAGAUUGUUGUAAUAUGCAAGAAAUACAGGGCAUAUGUUUACUUGGAUGAGGCUCACAGUAUUGGAGCAGUUGGAAAAACAGGCAGAGGUGUCUGUGAAUUAUUAGGAGUUGAUACUGCUGAUGUAGAUAUCAUGAUGGGAACUUUUACAAAAUCAUUUGGCUCCUGCGGUGGUUAUAUAGCUGGAUCGAAGGAGCUUGUAGAGUAUUUGAAGUACACCUGCCCAGCCCAUCUAUAUGCAACGUCAAUAUCACCUCCAGCUGCCCAACAAAUCAUAUCCUCUAUUAAGGUCAUUCUUGGAGAGGACGGCACUAGUAGAGGGGCCCAAAAACUUGCACGGAUUGGUGAAAACAGUAACUUCUUCAGGUCAGAACUGCAGAAAAUGGGUUUUGAGGUUCUUGGAGAUAACGAUUCUCCCGUAAUGCCUAUAAUGCUUUACAAUCCGGCAAAGAUUCCUGCUUUUUCAAGAGAAUGUCUCAAGAAAAAUGUAGCUGUAGUGACGGUUGCCUUUCCAGCUACCCCUCUACUUUUGGCUAGAGCACGUAUUUGCAUCUCUGCCUCUCAUUCCAAGGAAGACCUCCUCAGAGCUCUGGAGGUUAUCAGUGAAGUUGGGGACCUGGUAGGAAUAAAAUAUUUCCCUGCUGAGCCGAAGAAGCAUCAGGACUCAGGAGGAGAGCCCCAUCAAAGUGGGAUGAAAUAAUUCCUAGUUGUUCAGUGAAACUGACUCUCUAGGGAUUUAUAACUCUUGUAACCAACUAAAUUGAAGUUCUCAGCAAAAAGAAAAAGAAAAAGAAAAACAGUUGGUGGCUUCUAGGGGUUUUCUUUGUAUGUCGGGGAAAUUUUUUGGCCAUCCAGUUAUGAUCGUUCCAUUCUUUGUAUCUACGACACUCGUAGAGUAUCCCAUUAUUAUAACAUCUAUGUUAAUGUGAUAGUUGAAAUUAGCUUUACACAAUCACCUCCUCUUAUUACUUC
This is a messenger RNA of Morus notabilis, 1946 nucleotides long. RefSeq names its product long chain base biosynthesis protein 2a. The coding region runs from base 196 to 1674 and encodes 492 amino acids. The transcript has 12 exons. Gene Ontology annotation, biological process: sphingosine biosynthetic process; ceramide biosynthetic process. Gene Ontology annotation, cellular component: serine palmitoyltransferase complex. Lineage: Eukaryota; Viridiplantae; Streptophyta; Magnoliopsida; Rosales; Moraceae. The record is from RefSeq and is a predicted model, not a curated record. Gene Ontology annotation, molecular function: serine C-palmitoyltransferase activity; pyridoxal phosphate binding.